Messenger RNA from Serendipita indica DSM 11827, 1068 nucleotides. The record is from the annotation of a GenBank genome assembly. NCBI's taxonomy places the organism in Eukaryota, Fungi, Basidiomycota, Agaricomycetes, Sebacinales, Serendipitaceae.
AUGAGCUCCGAACGUUCGCCGCUCCUUGGAGAGCAGCAAAACCACGAUGAAGUCGCUUCGAUAGAAAGAGGUCAAUUACCGGAUGCAGAACGCGAUGAAGACACGGACCAACCAACCAGCUGGACAAAACAGGACAAGAUCAAGUUCUCGCUCUUCACUAUCUUUAUCGUUAUCUCUUUUACGGUGACAUUCGUGGCCGUUCGGAAAUCAAGCAAUGCCAGUUUUGACUGGAGAAAUGCACUCAAGCAAGCUCUAGGCGGUGGAAUUACAGGAGCAACAGAGCUCGCAGCGAUGCUCUUGCAGGUCCUGACCUUGAUGCCAUUGCGGACAAUCAUGAACGUUCAAUAUAGGUAUGGCCACGGCUUGCGGCAAGUUACGACGUCGCUGUACCGGGAGGGUGGCUUCGCUCGAUACUAUAGCGGUCUCGGCGCUGCUUUGUUCCAAGCUCCUAUCGCUCGCUUUGGGGAUGCGGCAUCCAACGUCGGAGCAUUUGCUCUGCUCGACUCCAAUCCAACCACGCGCAACUUGCCGUCGCUUGCGAAAACAUUUUUCGCCGCAAUCAUCGCUGGCUCUUUUCGCAUGGUCCUCACACCAAUCGAUACACUCAAGACGACCCUGCAAACCCAAGGCCGACAAGGCGUCCCAAUACUCAGGAACAGAAUCCGAAAGCAUGGUAUUGGAACUCUCUGGUACGGAGCCUUGGCUAAUCUUGCCGCGACUAUCAUCGGGUACUUCCCUUGGUGGGGGACGUAUAACUACCUUCGAGAUCACCUCCCAGAGUACGAUGACUUUAAACGGCAGCUCUUGCGGCAAGCGCUUAUUGGAUUUGUCUCCUCGGUUGUAUCGGACACAAUUUCCAACUUUAUGCGGGUUUUGAAGACCUACAGACAAGUAAAUGCGACAAAGAUAUCCUAUCGUGCUGCCGCGAGAGCGGUCGUCCGCGCAGAUGGAUGGAGUGGCUUAUUCGGACGUGGUUUGAAGACACGUAUACUGGCCAAUGGGCUACAGGGUUUAAUGUUUGCCGUCUUGUGGAAACUUCUUUUGGAUUUAUGGAAUCGUCACAUAUAG